Clunio marinus is the source of this 393-nucleotide messenger RNA. The record is from the annotation of a GenBank genome assembly. Lineage: Eukaryota; Metazoa; Arthropoda; Insecta; Diptera; Chironomidae.
AUGGAGAAGAAUUUCAUGAUACUUAAAUAUAAAUAUAGUCAUGUUGUAGGGGAAAAAACAUUCAACUUACUCAAUCCUUUAAAACAUUGCUAUGAUUGGUUGAAACAUUGGGCGUGCGCAACAUUGAACAUCUAUUUCGGUUGCGUAUGUAUGAUUUUCAGCAACGAUACAUCAAGAUGUAGUAGUAAAUCCUUUGAUUGUGUUUUAAAACUGUCACAAAUUAUUAGGCAUCUUCACACAAGAAUUUUAAUUGUUUUUACACGGUGCCCUGGUUUCCGAAUAAAAGCGAAAUCAAAAUGUCAUAUGUUCUUCUGGGAAAUUACGGCGUCUGGUGAUGCUGAUCAUUUAUCAUUUGCGGCAAAUGAAAAUGCUUUAUUAUUAAAAGGCCGUUAA